Messenger RNA from Condylura cristata (star-nosed mole), 12956 nucleotides. RefSeq names its product Dmx-like 1 (gene DMXL1). Lineage: Eukaryota; Metazoa; Chordata; Mammalia; Eulipotyphla; Talpidae. The transcript is spliced from 44 exons. The coding region runs from base 1 to 9135 and encodes 3044 amino acids. Gene Ontology annotation, molecular function: protein binding. Gene Ontology annotation, biological process: vacuolar acidification. Gene Ontology annotation, cellular component: RAVE complex. The record is from RefSeq and is a predicted model, not a curated record.
AUGAACCUGCACCAGGUGCUGACCGGCGCUGUGAACCCGGGCGACCACUGCUUCUCCGUGGGCAGCAUCGGCGAUCAGCGCUUCACGGCUUAUGCAUCUGGAUGUGACAUUGUAAUACUUGGAAGUGACUUUGAAAGAUUACAGAUAAUCCCAGGAGCUAAACAUGGAAAUAUCCAAGUGGGAUGUGUAGAUUGUUCAAUGCAACAAGGCAAGAUUGCAGCAUCCUAUGGAAAUGUUAUCUCUGUUUUUGAACCAGUUAACCUACCGAAGCAAAAGAAAAAUUUGGAAUUAUAUAGUCAGUGGCAGAAAAGUGGACAGUUUUUUUUGGAGUCAAUAGCACACAAUAUAACUUGGGAUCCCACAGGCAAUCGUCUUUUAACUGGUUCUAGCUGUUUGCAACUGUGGUCCAGUGCGAACUUGGGGAAACCAACUGAAGAUGAAAAUCCAGAUAAAGCAGAUCUUAACUUUGGGGAUUGGAGAUGCAUUUGGCAUUGCAAAACUGCUUCCCAAGUUUAUUUAAUGAAAUUUUCACCAGAUGGAGAAUUUUUUGCCACUGCUGGGAAGGAUGACUGUCUUUUAAAGGUGUGGUAUAAUGUAGAAAACUGGCGGACAACUGUUACUUCUCCUGAUAGAAGUUCAGAAAAACAAUCCCAAGGGGAACUUGACUUUUCUUUUGUUUAUCUGGCUCAUCCUCGAGCUGUAAAUGGAUUUUCCUGGCGAAAAACAAGCAAAUACAUGCCUAGGGCAUCUGUAUGUAACGUUCUGUUGACUUGCUGCAAAGAUAAUGUAUGCCGUCUUUGGGUAGAGACAUUUUUACCAAAUGAUUGUCUCCUAUAUGGAGGUGACUGCAACCAUUGGACCGAACCAAUUAAUUUAACAAAUAACUUCAAGAGAAAUGCCUCCAGUAAAGAACGAGUUCAGAAUGCUUUAGAUGUAAAUCUGAGACAUUUUCGUAGAGGUCGGAGGAGAUCACUUGCACUUGUAGCACAUACUGGUUACCUGCCACAUCAGCAGGACCCUCAUGAAGUCCACAGGAACACUCCCCUGCAUGCCAAUGCACUUUGCCACUUUCACAUUGCUGCCAGCAUCAACCCAGCCACAGACAUUCCACUUCUUCCUUCUAUUACAUCUCUAAGUCUAAGUGAAAAUGAAGAAAAGAGUGGACCCUUUGUGGUACACUGGCUAAACAAUAAAGAGCUGCAUUUUACUUUGUCCAUGGAAGUCUUUUUACAGCAACUUAGAAAAAGUUUUGAACAACCAUCUUCUGAGGCCAGUGUAGAAGACUCAAAUCAGGCAGAUAUAAAAUCCGAUGAAGAGAUGGAUAAUAGUGAUGACUUGAAAAUAAGUCAUGAAAAGAAGGAGCUGGGCAGUGAUAAAAUGGUACCAAACUCAGGUUUUGUGCCAUUGCCAUCAGCUGCCAUUGAUCAUCAGAUUGAAGUACUUCUGUCUGAAUGGAGUAAAAAUGCAGACAUGCUUUUCAGCAUUCAUCCCAUGGAUGGUUCUUUACUGGUUUGGCAUGUGGAUUGGCUGGAUGAAUACCAGCCUGGUAUGUUUCGUCAAGUACAGGUGUCCUUUGUUUCCAGAAUUCCUGUAGCUUUCCCCACAGGAGAUGCAAACUCUCUUUGUAAAAGCAUAGUGAUGUAUGCCUGUACCAAAAAUGUUGACUUGGCUAUUCAGCAAGGCAAACAAAAACCUUCUGGCCUCACACGUUCUACAUCAAUGCUUAUUUCUUCUGGUCAUAGUAAAUCAACUAACAGUUUAAAAUUAAGUAUUUUUACUCCUAAUGUUAUGAUGAUUUCAAAACACGCUGAUGGCUCUCUAAAUCAGUGGUUGGUCAGUUUUGCUGAGGAGUCCGCUUUUUCUACAGUUCUCAGUAUUUCGCACAAAUCCAGAUACUGUGGUCACCGUUUUCAUCUUAACGACUUAGCUUGCCACUCAGUAUUACCAUUAUUGUUGACAACAUCUCACCAUAAUGCAUUAAGGACACCAGAUGUGGAUAGCCAAAAGCAGCCUUAUGAUGCUGUAAAUAUUGAGGACUGCUCUUUGGUACAACAGAAUAAAAGCACCGUUGAUGUGGCAUUUCAGGAUCCCAAUGCAGUUUACAGUGAACUUAUUCUUUGGAGGGUUGAUCCAGUUGGGCCAUUGUCUUUUUCUGGAGGUGUUUCUGAGCUUGCCCGAAUUAAUUCACUUCAUGUGUCUGCAUUUUCCAACGUGGCUUGGCUACCCACACUUAUACCUAGUUAUUGUCUAGGGGCUUACUGCAACUCUCCUAGUGCAUGCUUUGUAGCAAGUGAUGGUCAUUAUCUGAGAUUAUAUGAAGCAGUUAUUGAUGCCAAGAAACUUCUCUGUGAACUUUCCAAUCCUGAUAUAUCUAAAUAUGUUGGUGAAGUGUUUAACAUCGUGAGUCAACAGUCAACAGCCAGACCAGGAUGUAUUAUUGCAUUAGAUCCCAUUACCAAACUUCAAGGCAGAAAAACACAGCUGCUUCAUGUUUUUCAAGAAGACUUCAUUUUGAACAACCUUGAGAGGAAAAGUCUGGGAAAAGAUAAAACAUCUGAUACAGGUAGCUCACCGAAUGGAUUUUCUGAAAAAUUCUACCUUAUUGUAAUAGAGUGUACUGAAGAUAACCGUUCAUUAUUACAAAUGUGGAAUUUACAUUUAAAGUCUGUUCCUGUUUCAUUGGAUGAAAAAGUGGAUACAAAAAUUUCUGGAGGAGCUUGGCAGCCAGAAGAACAUACUUCUUCUCCAGAAAAGAUCCUGUCUCCAUUUUCGCAUAAGUAUCAGGCUUGCAGAGCCAAUCUCCAGAGUACCAGCAAGUUGACUCUGUCCUCAGAAAUAGUUUAUAGCCAAGAGUUGGAUUUGCCAGAAGGAGUUGAGAUAAUAAGUGUUAAGCCAUCAGCAGGUCAUCUGAGUUCUUCUUCCAUAUAUCCCAUAUGCAGUGCUCCUUAUUUGUUGGUAACUUCAUGCUCAGAUGAAAAAGUAAGAUUCUGGAGAUGCAGAGUAACAAAUGGAGAUUCGACCAUGUUGAAGAAUGAGAAAAUGGAUCUCGUAUACAUUUGGGAAGAAUGGCCAUUACUUAUUGAAGAUGGACUUCAGAACAAUAGUAGUAUAGCUGUACCCGGCACACCUGUAGAAGUUAGCUGUGCACAUACAAAUCGGUUAGCAGUAGCAUAUAAGCAGCUUACAUCUAGUGGUAAAUCUUCUCAGGACUUUGUAAUGCAUGUAAGUAUUUUUGAAUGUGAGUCUACUGGAGGUUCUUGUUGGAUACUUGAACAGACAAUUCAUUUAGAUGAGUUAAAUACAGUAUUGGAUUCCGGUAUUAAUAUUGAUAGCAAUUUAGUGACUUACAAUAAACAAGAGGCAUAUUUAUCCAGUAAAGACAGUAUCACAUCAGAUACAAAACGUUUAGUUCACUUAGAUUGGAUGUCUAGAGAAGAUGGUUCUCAUAUCCUUACAAUAGGAAUUGGAUCAAAGCUUUUUAUGUAUGGACCUCUGGCUGGCAAGGCACCAGAACAGACUGGUAAGGAAGGACUUGCCUUUCCUCUCUGGGAGAGUACUAAAGUUAUGCCUCUUUCUAAGUUUAUAUUGUUACGAAGCAUGGACUUAGUUUCAUCUGUAGAAGGCUCUCCACCUCUUCCUGUGUCUUUAUCGUGGGUCCGGGAUGGCAUCCUUGUGGUAGGAAUGGAUUGUGAAAUGCAUGUAUAUUCCCAGUGGCAGCCGUCUUCUCAACAAGAACCUCUUACAACAGAUUCAUACAGUGGGAGCACUCCGUCAAUAAUAAGCUUAAUAAAACAGAGUAAUUCAUCAAGUUCUGGAUUACAUCCUCCCAAGAAAACUCUGACUCGAUCCAUGACCAGUCUUGCACAGAAAAUCUGUGGGAAGAAAACCGCAUUUGAUCCAUCUGUGGAUAUGGAAGAUUCUGGUCUUUUUGAAGCAGCUCAUGCACUUUCUCCAACUUUACCUCAGUACCAUCCUUUGCAACUUCUGGAACUCAUGGAUCUUGGCAAAGUUCGGCGAGCAAAAGCCAUCUUGUCACAUCUGGUCAAGUGCAUUGCUGGAGAAAUUGUGGCUCUGAAUGAAGCAGAAUCCAACCAUGAGCGCCGCUUGAGAUCCCUGACCAUCAGCGCUAGUGGCAGCACUACCAGAGACCCCCAGGCAUUCAACAAGAGUGAAAAUACAGACUACACAGAAAUAGAUUCUGUCCCGCCACUUCCUUUGUAUGCCUUACUUGCAGCAGAUGAUGACAGCUGUAAUCUUUACUCAUCUUUGGAAAAGUCUAGUAAUCAGGGUACCUUAAACAACUCGAACAAGUUGUCAAAGGAAAGUUACGAUGACCUUUUUCAAAUCUCAGCUUUAACGUCUGAUAGUGAUGUGUUAGAGAUAGAUGAAGAAAAUACAAAGCCCAAGGUUAUUGACCUUUCACAAUACAGUCCAACUUACUUUGGUCCAGAGCAUGCUCAGGUACUUUCUGGUCACUUACUUCAUUCUAGUUUACCAGGACUCAGCCGGAUGGAGCAGAUGUCUUUGAUGGCCUUAGCAGACACAAUUGCAACUACCAGCACUGACAUUGGAGAAAGCAGAGACAAAAGCCAAGGUGGAGAAACACUUGAUGAAUGUGGAUUAAAAUUUCUUCUGGCUGUUCGACUUCAUACUUUUCUUACAACUUCCCUUCCAGCUUACCGAGCCCAACUUCUUCACCAAGGUCUUUCUACUAGUCAUUUUGCCUGGGCCUUUCACUCGGUAGCAGAAGAAGAACUGCUAAACAUGUUGCCAGCGAUGCAAAAAGAUGAUCCUACUUGGUCUGAACUAAGAGCUAUGGGUGUGGGGUGGUGGGUCCGGAAUAACCGAAUUUUACGCAAAUGCAUGGAAAAGGUGGCCAAAGCAGCCUUUCAUAGAAAAAAUGACCCUUUAGAUGCUGCCAUUUUUUACCUUGCAAUGAAAAAGAAAGCUGUGAUUUGGGGAUUAUAUAGAUCCCAAAAAGAUGUAAAGAUGACACAGUUUUUUGGGCACAAUUUUGAUGAUGAGCGAUGGCGUAAAGCAGCUUUAAAAAAUGCUUUUUCUUUAUUAGGCAAACAGAGAUUUGAACAUUCUGCUGCCUUUUUUCUUUUAGCUGGUUGCCUCAGAGAUGCAAUUGAGGUAUGUCUUGAGAAACUGAAUGACAUUCAGCUGGCUUUUGUAAUAGCAAGACUUUAUGAAUCUGAAUUUGAUACAUCUGCAACAUAUAAAUCUAUUUUACGUAAAAAAGUUUUGGGAAUUGAUUCUCCUGUUGGUGAACUCAAUUCAUUGAAUCUAAAUAUGCAUUGUGAUCCUUUUCUUCGGAGUAUGGCAUAUUGGAUUUUGGAAGAUUAUAGUAGUGCACUGGAAACAUUAAUAAAACAACCUGUUAGAGAGGAUGAUGAUCAAGUCAUGACUUCAGUUUGUAAUCCUGCAGUUUUUAAUUUCUAUAAUUAUCUACGAACGCAUCCUCUCCUGCUGAGGCGUCAUUUUGGAUCAUCUGAUGUAUUUUCCACACACAUGACUUUAACAGGAAAAAGUGGGCUGGCAGGUACAAUUAACUUAAGUGAAAGGAGAUUAUUUUUUACUGCUGCCUGUGCCCACUUAAAAGCUGGCUGCCCCAUGUUGGCUUUAGAAGUAUUAUCAAAGAUGCCAAAAGUCAUCAAGAAAACAAAACCUUUUUGUAAAGCAUCUAGUGUUUUGAAUACCAGUCAAGAUCUUUCUCCUUCUUCACCAUUAAAAUUGGAUGCAAAGGAAGAUAAGUCUUCUGCUAUUGAUUGGUCACAAUCAGUAAUCAAUGGUUUUGGAUCUUCUUCAGAGGGUUCCUCAGAGAAACAGUCAAACUCCACUCUUUCUUUUGACUGGAGCCAACCAAGUGUUGUAUUUCAAGAUGACUCUUUAGAAUUAAAGUGGGACAGUGAUGAUGAUGAAAAUGAGGAUCUCCCUGUUUCAAGGAAAGAACUAAAACUUGCACAAAGAAAAAUAAGUAAAACUGUAGAAGAAAUGAGUUCUAAUUAUACAGAAUCUCUCAGCACACUAGAUGAAAGUGACAUUUUAAGUCCAUCAGAAGAUAUAAUUGCUGUUCAAUUAAAAUUUAGAGCAUGUUUAAAGAUUCUCACAGUAGAACUUCGUACUUUAUCUACUGGCUAUGAAAUAGAUGGUGGAAAAUUGCGUUACCAACUAUAUCACUGGCUUGAAAAAGAAGUGAUAGCUCUUCAGAGGACUUGUGACUAUUGUUCAGAUGCUGAAGAAUUGCAGUCUGCAUUGGGUGAAAAUGGAAAUGAAUUUGGAUUAAAUGAAGAUGUUGGAGAUUUACCUCACCAAACAAAAGUGAAACAACUGAAAGAAAGUUUUCAGGAAAAACGACAAUGGCUUUUAAAAUACCAGUCACUUUUAAGAAUGUUUCUAAGCUACUGCGUACUUCAUGGAUCCCAUGGUGGGGGUCUUGCAUCUGUGAGAAUGGAAUUGAUUCUGCUUUUACAAGAAUCUCAGCAGGAAACAUCAGAGCCAGUAUUUCCAAGCCCUCUGUCCGAGCAAACCUCCGUACCCCUCCUUUUUGCUUGUACAGCCAGUGCCAAAACAGUAGUUGCCAAUCCGUUAUUGCACCUUAGUAAUCUAACACAUGAUAUUCUACAUGCCAUAAUAAACUUUGAUUCGCCACCCCAUCCUGAUAUCCAGAGCAGUAAAGUAUAUGUAAUGCAUACUUUAGCAGCUUCACUUUCUGCUUGUAUUUAUCAGUGCCUUUGUGGUAGUCAUAACUACAGUUCACUUCACACAAAUCAGUUUACUGGAAUGGUAUAUCAGACAGUGCUUCUUCCCCAUCGACAUUCUUUGAAAACCGGAAGCCUAGAUGAGGCAGUAACUCCCAGCACAUCACCAGCUCAAUGGCCAGGAAUAACUUCUCUAAUGCGACUUUUGAACUCUUCUGGAGAGGAAGCCCAGUCAGGGCUUACAGUUUUGCUCUGUGAGAUUCUCACAGCAGUGUAUCUUAGUCUCUUUAUCCACGGCUUGGCGACACAUUCAAGUAAUGAAUUAUUUCGAAUUGUGGCCCAUCCUCUAAAUGAAAAAAUGUGGUCUGCUGUAUUUGGUGGAGGUGCACAUCUUCCUAGCAAAGAACAGACACACUCAAAAGCUUUACACGUUUCUUCACUAGUGGAAGAAGGAGAGAAACAGAAUAAACGUUUUAGGACAUCAAAAAUGUCUUCCAGAGAAUCUGCCCCACAGACUUCUGCCUCACCACCAGUAAACCAGGACUCGCUGAAAGUGAAAGAAAAAUUCAUCCCACCUGAGCUUAGUAUCUGGGACUAUUUCAUAGCCAAGCCUUUUCUACCCCCUUCCCAAAGUAGAGCAGAGUAUGAUUCAGAGGAGAGUCUGGAAAGUGAUGACGAUAAUGAUGAUGUUUUAUCUUCAGAUUUCCAUCUCCAAGAGCAUUCUAAUUCAAAUUCAUAUAGUUGGUCAUUGAUGCGGUUAGCAAUGGUGCAGUUGGUGCUCAACAAUUUGAAGACUUUCUAUCCAUUUGCAGGCCAUGACCUUGCAGAGCUUCCAGUUAGUUCACCACUCUGUCAUGCAGUUCUAAAAACUCUUCAGUGUUGGGAACAAGUUCUUGUCCGAAGACUUGAAAUCCAUGGUGGGCCACCUCAAAACUACAUUGCAAGUCAUACUUCUGAAGAGAAUUUGUCUGCAGGCCCUGCACUUCUCCGCCACAAAGCUUUGCUAGAACCUACAAACACUCCUUUCAAAUCCAAGCACCAUGUUGCAUUGUCUGUGAAGAGACUGUGGCAGUACUUGGUGAAGCAGGAGGAAAUUCAGGAAACCUUUAUCAGAAAUAUAUUCACAAAGAAAAGGUGUCUGAAUGAGUCAUUAGGGGACAACUGUGAAACUAUCAAAAAUGCUAUGCUGGAGGAGCCAAACAUCAAUAAGAUAGAAGCAGAUUUGGGAUAUCCUGGAGGUAAAGCAAGAAUUAUUCACAAAGAAUCUGAUAUCAUUACUGCCUUUGCUGUUAAUAGAGCAAAUAGAAACUGCAUAGCAAUUGCUUCUAGCCAUGACGUUCAAGAACUGGAUGUUUCUGGAAUUCUGGCUACACAGAUCUAUACCUGGGUAGAGGAUGAUGCAGAAAUGGAAACCAAAGGUUCAGAAGAUUUCUUGAUUAUACAUGCUCGUGAUGAUUUAACAGCUGUUCAGGGUACAACCCCAUAUACUCACAGCAACCCUGGUACUCCAAUUAACAUGCCUUGGCUUGGUAGCACACAGACUGGCAGAGGAGCAGCUGUGAUGAUUAAGAAAGCCAUUAAUAAUGUCAGAAGAAUGACUUCUCAUCCAACUCUUCCUUACUAUCUGACAGGAGCUCAAGAUGGAAGUGUCAGAAUGUUUGAAUGGGGCCAUUCUCAACAAAUAACCUGUUUUCGAUCUGGUGGCAAUUCAAGAGUUACGAGAAUGAGAUUUAACUAUCAGGGAAAUAAGUUUGGAAUAGUUGAUGCUGAUGGAUAUUUAAGUUUGUAUCAAACAAAUUGGAAAUGCUGUCCAGUCACCGGAAGCAUGCCUAAGCCAUACCUGACUUGGCAGUGUCAUAACAAAACAGCCAAUGACUUUGUCUUCGUUAGUUCCUCAUCUCUGAUAGCAACAGCUGGCCUUUCAACUGAUAAUAGAAAUGUAUGUUUGUGGGAUACUCUGGUAGCGCCUGCCAAUAGUUUAGUCCAUGCUUUUAUCUGCCAUGACAGUGGUGCCACCGUUUUAGCAUAUGCUCCAAAACAUCAGCUGCUAAUAUCAGGUGGCAGAAAAGGCUUUACAUGCAUAUUUGACCUCCGGCAACGACAACAGAGGCAACUUUUCCAGAGCCAUGAUUCUCCUGUGAAAGCCAUUGCUAUUGAUCCAACUGAAGAGUACUUUGUAACAGGAUCUGCUGAAGGCAACAUAAAGAUUUGGAGUCUCUCUACAUUUAGUCUUCUCCACACUUUUAUCAAUGAACAUGCUCGGCAAUCCAUUUUCAGAAAUAUUGGAACAGGAGUGAUGCAAAUUGAGACAGGGCCAGCAAACCACAUUUUUUCAUGCGGAGCUGAUGGAACAAUGAAAAUGAGAAUACUGCCUGACCAGUUUAGCCCAUUAAAUGAAGUGUUGAAAAAUGAUGUGAAAUUUAUGCUAUAACAUUUUUGACAAUAAGGUGUAUAAUUUCUUACCUGUUCCAUGGAAUUGACCAACACAUAUAAUGUACAGUGCUCACUCUUUAUGCCACAAAUAAGCUAAUGCUUUCUUGUUUUCAUAUUUAUUUUAUGGAGCUUUGCCCUUGAUGCACUGAUGCCUUAAAAAAUAACAAGGUCAUUCAGAAUUAGACUAUAUUGCCUAAAGUAGAAUGUAUAAGUAGUACUAUAAUAAUAGGUAUUUAUAAUAUGCUAUAGUGAGUAUUUAUAGUGUUAAAGGAAUUUGUUUUCAUUGAUAAACUCUCUGCAGAUAUCUCUGCAUGAAUUUCUUUCACAGCAAAAACACCCUUUAUGUAAAGGCAGUUGAACAUCAGAUAUCUUAAUUCACCAUGCUCUCAUUUCUUUUAUCAAACUGAUAUAUCUCAAACUGUUCUCCUAAAUAAUAAUAGGUCAGUAUUUGAGUAACAGUUAAAAAAUAAGAACAUCUGUCCUCAGGACGUAAGUGAUUAAUAAGCUAACUGGCUUACUAAAUGAAAUUUUUGUUAGUUUCCCUUCUGGAAUCCAAGUUGAGUGUAUGUAUACAUGUGUGGUUGUGUGUAUAUAUGUAAUAUAUCUUACAUAUUUUAUUUGAACAUAGUUUGUGUGUAUAUGUAUGUUUUGUGCCAUAACGACUACUGCCACCAGAAUAGCAACCUUUUUGCAAAUGUUUAUUUUCUAUUUCCAAUAUUGAUUUUCAAAUAAACUUCGAGAGAGUUCUGUAAUUAUACUUUUAAUGAUUAUAUUAAGUCAGAAGAAUCUUAGGCAAUAAUGAUUCUGUGCUGUUAUAAUUGAGUGACUUAAAAACAAGUUUAUGAAUUUGUGAAAGGAAUUUUCAGCACCAAACAAAUUAUCUUAAUUCAUUUUUAUUUCUAUUUCUUAGGUGCUUUUAGUCUCAAAGUUCUGAAAAUGUUAUAGCAGUGUUUUUAAAAACAAAUGUGAAAACAGUCAAAGUAAACAAAUAGUAUUUACAAUUGUAAAAUACCCACCAGAUCUACCUAUAAGAGAAAGUAAACUAAAACUUAUAUUUUAUUAUUUUUGCCAAAUAUAUUAUUUUAUUAUAAAAUAAGACCAAAAUAUUAAAAAUGCACAAUACUUUUAACUUUAAUGUACUAAAACCCUGUUUCUGUGUUUCAUGCUCUACCUUUUCUGAUUCAGAAUUGUAGAAAACUUGGUAAAUACUUGACUUUAUUAACCAAUGAGACUGGAGGCAGAUGAGACUAAGUAUUAAAUGGAAUUACAGACUAUUUAGCUUAAAUAUAUUUUGUUAAUAGCGACUAUAAGAACAUUUUUAUGUAACAAAAUAUGGACAGCUACUCUCUUGGAAACUAAAGAGUCAAAUAAAGCAAAGAAAUGAAGGGCUGGUAAAUGAAUUUUGUAAUAUCCUCAGGAUACUUUUAUCUUAAAAGUAUAUUGUUAAAGAUUUUGUAAAUUGUAUUCAUAAUUUUAAAUGUGUCGAGCAAAUUGCAGUGAAAACACUGUCAUUAUGUAGAGAGUUUAUGUGCACAUAAUAACCUGUACCUAUAUAUUGUGCAAUAACAAUAUGUGACUAUUUUGCCAUGGAGAAAUCUGUGGCAGCAUUGCAAACAAUACUGUUGUUUUAUGUAAUUAAGCUUAAGUUAUUUUUAGUAAUUUCUUCACAAAUCAAGAUUCAAAAGGCUUUAAACACUUUCAAUGAGGAAAUUUAUUAUGCUUAUUAGAAAAAAGGCAUUGUGGAUAAACAAGAAUUUUAAUUGAGGGUUUUUAUGAAUAAUAAAUUAUGUACACCCAUAUGUAUUUACAUCAGAGUCAUAAUAUUUUAAAUAAACAAUUAUGCAGUGAAUUUUUAGCUAUUGUUUUAAGUAAUAUUUAUGCCAUGUUAACUGACUUAAAAAAUAUGUGACACUUUAAGAUGGAGAAUUUCCGUAUUUGUAUUUGGUCAAUGUAAGAAGAACUGAGUAAUUUUAACAAAUAUCCUGUUCUUUCUAUCUUUUUUACUUAAUAGGUAAGCAUCAGUCAAAAACAGUAAGAAUAAGAGUCAUAUAAAAUAAUAUACAUAUAUGUAAAAUUGCAUCUAAAUUAUUGAACUGGGUAUGUCAAGAUAUAUUUUUUAACAUCUGCAUUUCUGAGAAUGUGGCUUGAUAAUGAAAAAAGAAUUUACAGCAUUACAAGUCUCAUUUUCUGAAAUGUAGGACUUAAGCUUUAUUCUUCUUUCUUGCCCUAUGGUUGUUUUACACAAAUUGAUUAUUUUCCUUUAUUUAAAAAAUUACUUAUAAAAACAUUGUGGAGAUUUCUCACUUUGGUUUCAACAAUCAAAAUGCAAUACCAGAGAAAAUGCAUAUUUAGCGUUAGGGUGGGUUUGGAUUGGAAACCCAGACCGAUGUAUUUUACUACAUAAAAAUUUAAAUAUCAUGACAGUGAUAUUUAAAUAUCAGUGGCAGGAGGCCACUGUCAAAAUUGAAAGAAUAGGUAAACUAGAACAAAUAUCUGUAUAGUAAUAGGGAAUAAGUAUUAAUAAUUCUACAUACAAAGAAAACUUUAAAAUGAUAGAUUAUUGGAGAAAUCAGUAAACAAUAGGCAAUAUGAAUGAGACAUUGAAAAAGUUAGAAAUCAUAGAAAGGGCAUUCUCAAUAAUGAUUGAAGGAAUUCUAAAAAAAAAUUUGACACUAGUUUUUAUCUCUCAGAUUGGCAUAGUUUUCAUCUCUCAGAUGUUGUCAAACCAGUGACAACAUCAAUCUUGGUGCAAGGAAACAAGCACAAUGAAACCCCUCUGGUAAAACAAAUAACAAAGUUACCUAGAUAAAAAUAUAACGUACUUUCUCUGAGCAGUCUUAGAGAAAUUUUUCUAUAAAUAUAAAAUCACCCAUGCACAAAAAUAUGUGUACACAGAUACCUACUGUUGCAAACAAAUUGCAAGUCCAGUGUUUAGUGGGAAGUAAGUGUUUGAAUAAAUUGUGGUACAUCCAUACAAUGGAACAUUCUUUGAACCCUAAAAAAAUUAAUACAUUUGAACCCUCUCAAUUGAAAAGUUGGUGAGAAAAUAUGCAAAGGUAUUCCCUGUUUUUAAAAAGCUUUUACAAAUACUUAUGAUUAGUAUCUGUUGUCACUUAUUGAAAGAAUUAUAAAGAUUUUUAUUUCUGUGAGAAAGGGAAAUAGUGGUCAAAGUGUGUCUAGCAGUAAUAACAACAUCAAGAAGUAGCAGGAUGACACCACCAAGUUCUUUCUGAACUACUUUAUACAGCCUGUAUAGCAUAUCAUUCCUGCUUUUAAUGUGAGUGUUAUUUUAGAUUGUGUUUCUUGAUAUGGUUUUGUAGAUUAUAUUUUGGAUCUGAUAAUGCUCAAAAUUUUUUUUGAGUUAUAUAUAAGUUAAUUGUAAUUGCUUCACUAUACCCAUAGGAAAGUUUUUCACUUAUGAAAGUUUCCAUAGAACUUUCUACUUUUAGAUAGCAGGGGGAUUCCUGUAUCUCAUAUUGUUUUUGUUUUUUAAGCCCUCACCUGCACUGAUUCUUUGUGGAAGAAUAUACAGAAAAAUUUAACAUGGGGAAAGGGGAGAAAGAGGUAAUAUUUUUCCAAAUUCCUAAAACCCCAUUCAGUAAUGUAAUACCAAAGAUUGUGUGUGCACGUGUGAGAGAGAAGAGAGUAAGAAAGAGUACCUAUGCACGUUCAAAAGAGAGAUAAAAACUAUUUUUAUACCAAAUACAACUGAAUGACUUUGGGAGCAAUUCUCUGUUGAGUCAUGUGGUCUGUGUCAAGAAUACUGUUUGAAUUAUUGAGAUAAUUUUGAUACCUGAUUGUAUUUAAGAAGAAAGGUUA